Molecule: messenger RNA, 3684 nt
Organism: Varanus komodoensis (Komodo dragon)
Lineage: Eukaryota; Metazoa; Chordata; Lepidosauria; Squamata; Varanidae
Gene: FMOD
Product: fibromodulin
Exons: 3
Coding region: 148-1287 (379 amino acids)
Molecular function (GO): protein binding
Source: RefSeq, a predicted model, not a curated record
UUUGAUCAGGCGUCUGGGCGGGCACCAGCCUUGGCAAAUUAAAACUUGCAUACACAUGCUCUUUAGUACACAGGAUCACACAGACGGACAGUGAAGCUCUGGAAUAAGGUGUCUCUCAGUCUAGGUUGGUGCAAUAUUGGUGGCACAAUGCACUGGGUUUCUGUUCUCAUUGUGGCUGCCCUCUGCGGAGUGUCCUUGAGCCAGUACGAUGAUCAAUAUGAUGACAUCUUCUGGCUACAACAGUAUUUACGCAGCCGGUCUUCAUCUUACAGCUAUUCGCCAUAUUAUGAAGAUGAGGUCCCGGCAUAUUCAUCUUACUCUUAUGCGCCAGCUGAAUCCUCAGUUGGGGAGCCUGUUCCUGAAACCCCCGUUUCCAGGGAUUGCCCCAAUGAAUGCGAAUGCCCCCCCAACUUCUCUUCUGCCUUGUACUGUGACACUCGUAAUCUCAGGUAUCUUCCUUUUGUGCCUUCCCGGAUGAAGUAUGCCUACUUCCAGAACAACCAUAUUGUGUCCAUCCAAGAGGGAGCCUUCGACAACGCUACCAGCCUGGAGUGGCUGGCAUUGCACAACAACCAAAUAACCAGUGAGAAAAUGGGCAAGAGGGUCUUUGCCAAGCUCAAGAACCUAGAAAGGCUAUACCUUGACCGUAACAACCUGACCAAGAUACCUACCCCUUUGCCACGGUCACUGCGAGAACUCCACCUGUCUUAUAAUCAGAUCUCCAAGGUCCCAUCCAAUGCUCUAGAAGGCUUAGAGAACCUCACAGCUCUCUAUCUCAGCCACAACCAGAUCUAUGAAAUGGGACCAAACCUCAAGGGAUUAAAGUCUCUGAUUCUGGCAGAUCUGAGCUACAACCAACUCCGGAAAGUUCCCGAUGGCCUUCCAAGUGCCUUGGAACAGCUUUAUUUGGAGCAUAAUCAUAUAUAUACGAUCCCUGAUGAUUACUUCAAGGUCUCUCCCAAGUUGCUGUAUGUACGGAUGUCUCAUAACAGCCUGACAAAUGAAGGACUUGCCACCAAUGCUUUCAAUACAAGCAGCCUCCUUGAACUGGAUCUUUCUUACAACAGGCUUCAGAAGAUACCACGGGUCAGCACAAGACUGGAGAAUCUCUACCUCCAGGGAAACAAAAUCAAUGAAUUCACCAUCAGCAGCUUCUGCACCAUUGUGGAUAUAAUGAACUUCUCCAGGCUACAAGUCUUGAGGCUGGAUGGGAAUGAGAUUCGUCGGAAUAAUGUGCCUUCUGACGCACCACUCUGCCUGCGAUGGGCCAGCGUUAUAGAGAUUUAGCAAUUGCUCCUUCCCUAACCCCACCCUCCACCCACCCUCAGAACAGGGCCAUAACUUUCCUAUGAUCACAAGGGAGUGGAGGCCUCUUUCUCAAUUUAACACUGCUUCAUUUGACUUGGCUUCUGCAAUUGUAUAAUAUGAAAGGAGUUGAUAACUUGAUCCAACAGAUGCUGCUCAUAUUAGCCAAUCAGGUAACAAACACACACUUUGACCCACCUCUUUCCCCCCUUCUCUCUGUCCUCCUGCUUUCAGCAGCCAAUCAGUUACCUGGUUUUUAAUCACAUCCUGCCAGGCAGUGUGUGUCUCUUUUGGGGAGGGUGGUGGACAAGGGUGUUUGUUUGCUUGCAUUGUAUUCAUAGGUUUCUAAAAGUUUGGUGCCAGCUAGGAUGCCUUUGGGAUUUGCUAUUUCCACGUAGAAGAGUCAUGAAGACAAGGGAGACAUGUGGUGGGGGUGGGCAAGAUUGAAUCCAAACAAAAUUAAAACAUAUUAAACAGUUGGCCACACAGCAAAAAGCAUUUAGAAACUGGGUGGGAAAAUAGACAACGGAAGAGAGAAAAUUCGACUGAGUUUCAAAGAUGACUAUAUCUCUCCUGAGUCAGUCAUUAGUGAGAUAGCAUCCUCGUGGAAUUUUCUUUCUUUUUUAAAGUCAUUUUUCCAUAUUGAUCACAACAUGCCAAGAUUUAGCUACUGCAUCUUAUAGACAUGCAAUAAUAAAAUAAAUAGAAUAGAGCGGAAUCGAGCAAGGAAUCAAAAGCCCUGUACCCUUAUAAGCAUAUGCAAUAAUGUAUUGGCUUAAUCCUUAUGCUACAUUAUCACAUUUCACCAUGAAGUUGCCAAAUCAUAACAAACUCAUCUCACUCAUAACAUGUUGACAAUGUUCUCUCCAGAAAAACAUAAAUGCAUCUUGGUAUGUCCACAGCUCCAGUGAGAAGCAUUGUCCUCCCUCUCACUGCACCAUUCUAACAAUUUUCUAACUGCUCAAUAGUCAUGCUUGAUUGCCAUCAUUGCUUUUUAUUUCAUCCAGUUUUGUUCAGUCUGUAACUUUGCAGCAGAAAGAUUAAAACUGCUUCCACUUGGGAUUUUGAGGCUAUUGCAUUCAGACAGCUUUAAAACAGUAGUCAUUGGAUCAAAAGAGUUCCCAAAUCAAAUAUAGCACUUACGGUGUCUCACAACUGGGAGGUCUAUAUGAAUAUAGACAUGUCUAUCCAUCUCACAUCUGUAUGAAAAAGCCUCAUUUUUUUUCAAGAGGAUAAUAGGGAAUUUUAAUGAAUUUCCCAUGACAUUGGGAUGUGCUUUGUGCUUCAAACAAUUAGCUUCCCCCAGCCCAGACAAGAGCAGGUUUUUCUACCUUCUGCUAUAGUGCAAUUCAGUUUAUUAAUCAGUGCUUACAGAGUACCAAUGCCAUAUUCCUUUCCAUGCACUGCUUGGGUAGAUAGAAAUACUGCUGCUGUUAUUGAAGCAACAUUCCCAGCCAGUUAUAAAAUGCACUCAAGCCAAGUCAGCAUUAAAAUAUCAGGUAAGAAUUACCAUUAUUAUUUGGCAAGGUAAAUUGUUAUUAUUCAGCCAGCAUAACAUGAGAAACAGGGUUUUAUAACUGCAUAGCUCUACAAGUGACUAUGUGAGCAUAGUAGUCCAAGAAAAGUUGCACCCCCACAUUCAUUUUUACAGCAGAACCCUCUUCUAGUUUGCAGUGUGUUUACCUGCAUUUGUUGUAACCAUUUGCUUGGCAGUAGAAUUAUCUGGGCUAAGUUUCAUGUGUGUUGUAGCACCAAGUUCUUCCUUAAGAAAGUACAGUGCUUUCAUCCUCCAGCUCUCAUCUCCCAUCCAUGAAAUUCUUCUGUUUCUGUAUAAUUCAUGGUGGGGGAGGGCAUGGGGGUAUAGAACAAGGAGUGAGAGAGAAUUGUGAGGCUCCUGAGAAGCUCAAAAUACCAUCAAACCAUCUGUAUUCAAAGUGCAUGCUGAUAAUAUAAAAGGAAUGUAUAGAAGCAUGAACUGUAGAUGUCAUUAGUGAUCAAUAAAACCCUUUUUAUAAUUGCAUGGAACGUCUUGCAAACUACCAAUUAUACACAGGCUAGGCUUCAAGCAUCUGCUGCUAAUUAGGGAUGGACAGGAAAUGAAAUCUACUCUAGAUCUUUGCAGAGGGCAUUUGGAGGAUCAGAUAUCUGUAUAUUAAAUUAUUGUGUCCAUUCUCUGCAAGCCAAGCGGGAACCCCUGCUCAGGAGGCCAGCAUGAACACAUCACAGAGGGUCACCUGAAAGAAUCUCAUCACACCACACUGCAUUUUUCUGGGGAAGGAGGUUUGGUACUGCUUCUUUUGCCUUUGUUUUAAGGUUGAAUUGCCAAACUGGGAAUGAAAGAAACACAUAGAAAGCACAUAUUUUUAAAAAGAGGCUGGU